UUAAACAUCUUUCAAAGUGCCUCAACUGCGUCACGUACACAGGAUUAUAUAAAAGCUCCGUAGUUUAUUGCUAAUUUCAGACAUCUGUUACAGCAUAUGCGUUAUUACGAAAAACACUAUAGAGUAUUGCAGAAUUAUACCAUCAACAUCAGGAUUAACAUGAUGCCAACAAUGAAAUAUUGUCUCUGCAUCUGGUUUCUAGCUGUCGGUGUGGCACUAUCAGAAUAUUGCAGCAAAAUGGCCAAGAAGAAAUGCAAAGAAGCAAAUGAAGCUAUACCAGACCCUAAAACUGAUGAUCAGUACUGCCUGCGUUACGUUUAUUGGGAGAAUUGCUUAAUGGCUCAUAGUCAAGAUUGUUCUCAAUACUUCAACCUCAAAUUUGCUGUGCUGUGCGAUCCGCAAAACAUCGGAGUUUACGACGACCACAGCAUAAGACGUCACUAAGGCAACAAGCUGCCAGAGUCAUUAACACGACAGGAAAACUGCCCAGGAGCAAUUCGUCCAUCGCUACAUUUUGAGCUUGAAUUUCCGACGCGGUUUGAUUUGCUUUUCAUCCUUCCGAGGUCGUUAAAACAUGAACAGCACUGGGGAUCAAUGUAAUCGAUUGACCCUCAUCCUCACCACUAUCACAAUAAUUGAGAUGUUGUGCCUAUAGUAGAGAGGAGUAUUAAAAUUUGUUUAUGAACCUCAAUUAUUUUGCAAUAAAAUGAAUCUUAUUGAUUAAACAGUAAUAUAAAUUUCGUAAUUAGAAACUUAUUUUCAUUUCAACUCAAUACCGAAAUUCUUGUACAAAUAUAUUUUCGUUUUCCAGGCUGGUUCCUAAAACAUAUUCAACUGUGCGGCCCUGACGAAAAUAUUCUUUUUCAAAUAAAGAAAGUAUGCUCCUUAA
This is a messenger RNA of Octopus bimaculoides (California two-spot octopus), 889 nucleotides long. RefSeq lists its product as uncharacterized. The record is from RefSeq and is a predicted model, not a curated record. Lineage: Eukaryota; Metazoa; Mollusca; Cephalopoda; Octopoda; Octopodidae.